AUGACUAGGUUCAGGAAAGAAGAACGUCGUUCCUCGAUCACCACCAAAAUCCAGCAGCUCGUCGUGACGAUUCCCGUGGAGAACUUUAGACGCCAUAUUCAUCCGGAAGACAUCGGAUCGUGGGGCCGGGAAACGGAGCAUUUUUGUGGCAUCACAACGAUGCACGGCCCUCUACGCGCUUAUCGCGGGAAAAGCAUGUACAAAUGGCUAUGGCGGCUGAUUAUGGUCUUUUCUGGGUGUUUGCUGCUCUACCAGGUUGGCACCAUCGUCGGCACCCACAUCGAAAGACCCGUGGAGGCAAAGGUGACAUUCGAAAAUUCGGAUGAGGGACUCCGCUUUCCACUCGUUACACUAUGUAAUUAUAACCCGAUUACGCGGGAAUACUUGGAACGAGUGAAUGGAACUGGCACAUUCUCGGACUCGGUCUUCAAAUAUCUCGUCCAAUCUAAUGCGGAACUCCAGGCCUUUCUGAGCGCCGCGAAUGGCGAAGAGCUCCUCAAGAUGGACGGCGAGUUCCAGGCUUUUCAGCGCAACGCACCGUACACGGUCAACGACUUUUUCGAGCAGGGCGGGUAUAAAUGCGAGGAUCUGAUGAAAAUGUGCUCGUUUUCGGGGAUAAAAUUCGAUUGCUGCUCGAAGGCACAGCAGACGGUGACGUCGCUUGGAAAAUGCUACACGAUCAGCCUCUGGGAAACGCGCGAGAUGAAGAAGCAAAUCUCUCCCGGCGAAUAUUCCGGCCUUCAAAUCCUGCUCGACUCGCAGCUCGGCGAAAUCUAUAGGGGCAGCGGAACCGAAUCCGACCCGGUGUUCACGAAUUCGUUUGAGAACGGCUUCCGCUUCUACGUGCAUGAUCGGAAAAUGAUGUCGUUCAUCACCUCCGAGGGCAUUUCAGUCAGUCCGGGCAGUCGAGUAUAUUCUUCUAUUGAAACGGAAAAGUUCAAACGCCUGCCCCAAAACGACUGGGGCGAGUGUGUGGAGGAUUGGCCGGAAAAGUACAAAGAUAUCGCGCCCCACCUACCGUACUCCCGCAAGAAUUGCCGGGCCCUGUGCCGGGCGCGUUAUUUUCAACAGAGCUGCGGAUGCGCCCCGUUUUUGUAUAAUUCUAUUAAAGUCUAUCAAACCUGCACUCCGCUUCAACUCUACAAUUGCCUAAACCAAACCCGCACAUCGCUGUAUAAAGACCUCGAAACAUGGUGUCAGGAUUGUCCACCGGAAUGCGAAAACUGGGAAUAUCACGCGUACAACAGCUACGGGUUCAACUUCUCGGAGGGAGCGAGGAAAUGGCUGAAGGAACAGAAUGGAGAAUGGGAUGAUCAGAGGAUCGAAAAAAAUUUCGUCAUGGUGUCGAUUUUCUACCGUGAGCUGUCGUACACCAAGUUUGAGGAGGUCAAGGGCAGCGACGUCUCGACAAUGCUCAGUAACAUUGGCGGUAAUAUGGGGUUGUGCUUCGGAAUGUCGGUCAUCACUUGCGUGGAGAUGAUCAUCUACAUCCAAAAGUUGUUCUGGAUUUGCGUCUCGAAAAGCCGGAGGAAAUAUAUGCUAGAGAAGAGGCGGAUUGAUUUGGAAAAAGAGCAACAUCUAGAAGAGACAAUCCGAGAGUACCGUCGACAUAAAGAGAAGCUGCAAUCGGAUAAAUCGGCGAUGGGAAGACUGAAGAAAUUGUCGCAUCGAUUGAGGGAACCAUCAAUGAAGCGGAAAGUGGCUGAUAUGUCGUCGAAAGGUGGAGGAGGACCAGAGAUGGAGCUCGAGCUCAAGAUCGACCUUGCCGAAAAGGACGGCGAGAAGGAGAUUGUCGGGGUGGUUGGGGAGCGGAAGAGCAGCAAUAAUAGUACGCUAUCGGUGCAGAGUCCAAUGCGCUACAAAUCCCGAUCGAUCCUGUUUGACGACUCGAUCCCGGAAGAGGCCGAUCGGAAAACGUCGAAAGCCAGCAUCGAGCUGCUGACCGUCCAGAGUCCGCUGCAAUACAAAUCCCGCAGUAUUCAGCUGAACGAUCCAGCGGAAAUGGCGGGCGAUCAGGGACAGUCCAGAUUGCAUAGUUGCCUGGCCGUCCCGGGACAACUCCAAAAAUCGAAAAGUGUCCAGUUCGAGGACGUCGCCGAGGCAGAGCCUACCACCUACACCACUGGAGACCGUCCCUCCUCGCUGACGCCGCGCCCGAUCCUUCAAAAGGGACGCAGCUUCGAGGCCGACGAACUGCCCGUUUUUACGUUCGAUUUUGUGAAGGAUAAUACGCCCGAAAAAUCGAUGGAGAGGGAUUACUUCGAAAAACCGGUGAUCUCGGAGGUCUCGUUCAAAACAGCCGACGCUGGGCUCCAAUUUCCGCUGGUUACCGUAUGCAACUACAACUCGAUACGCCAAUCCCAUAUACAGAAACUAAACUCGACCGGCCAGUUUUCGCAUUCACUCCUCGCCUACUUGAUGCAAUCUUCGGCUGAAAUCCGCUCGUUUCUGGGUGCAGCUGAGUUGAAAGAGCUCGAAAAAGGCCAUGCGGAAUAUCUACUGUUCACCACUUCAUCGAACAAUACCUUCGAUAUCAACACGUUUUUCGAGUUGGGCGGAUACGAUUGUGAGGCCAUCUUCAAAACUUGCUCCUUUGCCGGCCAGAUUUUUGAUUGUUGCCAACAUGCACGGCCGACGAUGACUUCGCUGGGCAAGUGCUACACCCUCGACAUGAGCCUCGAGGGUUUCCAUCGUCUCCAACUGUCCCCUGGCGAAUAUAAUGGACUUCAUCUCAUUCUCGAUGCACAACUCGAUGAGUUCGAGCGUCUCCCACAAAACGAUUGGGGUAAAUGUUCAGAAGAAUGGCCCUUUUCACCCCCUCUUCCCCUACCGUACUCCCGCAAGAAUUGCAAGGCUCUGUGCCACGCACGCCACUUUGAAGAAACGUGUGGAUGCGCGCCGUACAUUUAUAACACUCUCAAAGUCUUCGAAACCUGCACCCCACUCGAUUUAUUCAAAUGUUUGGAUCGUGCCGGGCAUAAUAACGCAUCUGGUAUU
This is a messenger RNA of Mesorhabditis spiculigera, 2997 nucleotides long. NCBI's taxonomy places the organism in Eukaryota, Metazoa, Nematoda, Chromadorea, Rhabditida, Rhabditidae. The record is from the annotation of a GenBank genome assembly.